Molecule: messenger RNA, 1188 nt
Organism: Ectocarpus siliculosus
Lineage: Eukaryota; Phaeophyceae; Ectocarpales; Ectocarpaceae
Source: the annotation of a GenBank genome assembly
AUGUGUGGUUGUGAUAGGAAGGCGUUAGCGGCUCUGUGGUGGUGCACGAAUGGCCCGGCCUGGGUCCAGGCGCUGGGGUGGGAGGAGGCAUCCGCAGCAGCUGGAGGGGACGGGAAACAGCAACAGCAGCAGCAGCAGCAGUGCCUGCUGGGAGAGUGGGACGGGGUUGGUGUGGGCCCAGAACUGCAAGGCGUCACGCUGAUUGACCUUCGCCGAAACAACCUGCAAGGAGCAUUGCCACCGGAGAUCGGGGACCUUCGGCACCUUCGGCACCUCUACUUGGGAGACAAUCAGCUGCAAGGAUCGAUCCCCAAGUCGAUCAGCCAGCUGUCGCAGCUCUGCAUCCUCAGCCUUCGAGGGAACAACUUGAAAGGAGACAUCAUCCCAGAGCUGGGCUGUCUGACAGCGCUGCAGACCCUAAGCCUGCGGGACAACCACUUCAGCGGCGUGAUUCCGCCCGAGUUGGGACAGCUCACGGCCCUGAGGCAUCUCUUCAUGAACAACAACAUUCUCAGAGGGCCAAUUCCCGAGGAGCUGUCGCAGCUGGAGCAGCUGGAGCAACUCUUUCUUUCGGACAACGAGCUGGACGGCAAGAUUCCGGAAUCGUUCGGCCAACUCAUUAACCUCGAGGAGCUGGUGCUAAGCGGCAAUCAAUUUACUGGGAACAUUCCCGUGCAACUGUCGGAUCUCGUGGGCCUCGUGAGGCUCGAGCUGGACGGGAAUUGUCUUUCUGGUGACGUCCCUCCCGACCUUAGCGCUCUCUCCAACCUCAAGGUCCUCCACCUCAACAGCAACUCGCUCACAGGUCCCAUCCCGUGUGAGCUGGGCAUGCUGAGCUGGUUGGAGAGAUUGGACCUAUCGAAGAACCAGCUUUCAGGGUGCAUUCCUCCGGAGCUAGGACAGCUCUUCUGCCUGGAGCUGCUCAUCCUCAACGACAACAAGCUCAUCGGUGGGAUCCCGUGCGAGCUUGGGCGCCUUCACCACAUCAACCUUCUCCUUCUCGACGGCAACCAUCUGUCUGAGUCGCCUCCGAUAGUGGGGGGCAAGGGGCUGCGGCAGUGGCAGGUCUCUCAGCGCAAGGCCUUCCUCAACAGCUGGAGCAUGGUGGACCGCCUGUCGCACCUCGAGACGGAGAACGCGCAGCUCCGAAAGGAAAACGAUCUUUUGAGAAAGCUACAAGGACGCUGA